AUGGGGCACAAUCAGAUCCCUGUGGGGCAGAAUCGGCCCCUGUGGGACGCCAUCGUCUUCUCGGGCGACGCCGAGGAGCCGCCCGGGGACGGGGCGCCCGCGCCCGCCGCCGGCACCGACGUCUUCUGGGCCAGCCUGGUGCGGGCGCAGAUGUGCGUGUGGGACCUGCAGGGAGCCAUCGAGGGCGGCCCCGGGAGCGUGUGCGCGGAUGGGAGCUGCCCGCACGGGAAUGUGUCCGCGGAUGGGAGCUCCUCACACAGGAACGUGUCCGUGGAUGGGAGCACCUUGAAUGAGAGCACGUCCAUGGAUGGGAGCAUCUUGCAUGAGAAUGUGUCCAUGGAUGGGAGCAUCUUGCACAGGAAUGUGUCCGUGGAUGGGAGCACCUUGCACGAGAACAUGACCAUGGAUGGGAGCAUCUUGCACAGGAAUGUGUCCAUGGAUGGCAGCUCCUCACAUGGGAUCGUGUCCAUGGAUGGGAGCAUCUUGCACCAGAACAUGUCCAUGGAUGGGUGUAUCUUGCACGAGAACAUGUCCAUGGAUGGCAGCUCCUCGCACGGGAUCGUGUCCAUGGAUGGGAGCAUCUCGCACAGGAAUGUGUGCGCAGAUGGAAGCGUUUUGCACGGGAACAUGUCCACGGAUGGGAGCGUCUUGCAUGGGAAUGUGUGCAUAGAUGGGAGCAUCUUGCAUGGGAACAUGUCCACGGAUGGGAGCAUCUCGCACGGGAACGAGCUCCUGGAUGGGAGCAUCUCACACAGGAACAAGUCCGCAGAUGGGAGCUUCUCAGAUGGAAAUGUGUCCAUGGAUGGGAGCAUCUUGCACGGGAACGUCUCCCCGUGCGGGAGCUUCUCACACGGAAACGUGUCCCUGGAUAGGAGCAUCUCGCAUGGAAAUGUGUCCAUGGAUGGGAGCAUCUUGCCUGGAAACACAUCCACAGAUGGGAACAUCCUGCAUGGAACCACGGCCGUGGUUGGGAACGUCCUGCAGGAGCGCGAGCCCGUGGAAGGGAGCGUCUCGCGUGCUGCGGAGCCUAUAGAAAGGAGCCUCCCACACGACUUCACGCCUAUAGAGAGGAACCUCUCCCACCUCUUGGUGCCUAUAGAAAGGAGCCUCUCGCAUACAUCUGUGCCUGCAGAUGGGAGCAUCUCACAUGAGUUGGGGCCUAUAGAAGGGAGCCUCUCGCACGACUUCAUUCCUAUAGAAGAGAACAUCUCGCACAAGCUGCUGCCUAUAGAAGGGAACAUCUUGCGUGAACUGGGGCCUAUAGAAAGGAGCCUCUCACAUGAGCUGGUGCCUAUAGAAAGGAGCCUUUCGUACGACGUCGUUCCUAUAGAAGAGAACAUCUCGCACGAGCUGGUGCCUAUAGAAGGGAACCUCUCUCAUGAGUUGGCGCCUAUAGAAAGGAGCCCCUCACACGAGCUGGUGCCUAUAGAAGGGAACCUCUUGCACAACCUGGUGCCUAUAGAAAGGAGCCUCUCGCACGAGCAUGGGGACGAGGAAUCCGAGGAAGAGGAGGAGGAGGCUGAGGGCUCGUCCUCCCAGGAGGAGGAGGAGGAGGAGGAG
Messenger RNA from Nothoprocta perdicaria, 1560 nucleotides. RefSeq lists its product as uncharacterized. NCBI's taxonomy places the organism in Eukaryota, Metazoa, Chordata, Aves, Tinamiformes, Tinamidae. The transcript has 2 exons. The record is from RefSeq and is a predicted model, not a curated record. The annotation marks the transcript as partial.